AAGUCACUAAUAAUUAUAAUUGUUUUAGAAAGUAGAAGGUACGCUCGGGCACGGAGGAAGAGAGACCAUAGACGUCGUGCUCAGAACCAGGUUUGAAGAGAAAACGUUGAUCCGAUUCCGAAUUUGCAAAUUAGAAUAGAAUUCUUCUUCCUUCCCUUUGGUUCCCGUAUCAGUAUCAAAGUCCAGGACGAUGUCGUUUGGGUCCUCUCUGUUGUCUCAUUCGCAUGCCCUUCGAUUCUUGUCCAACAACAACAGAAACAGAACCUCCCGCUUCAAAGCCACUGCCAAAGUUCCCGAUUUCCUCUCUGCAGAUUGGUUUGAAUCGCGCAAGAAAAUACCCUUUGGACCACGAUUAGAUUUUAGUGCAGAAGAUGCGGUGCAUUACCAGCUUGAAGCCUUGAAGUAUAAUGACCAGCCUCGUCCAGACUAUGGAAUCGAGGUUAUGUACAGGUUUGCUGGAUUUGAUCCCUUUGAAAGGUCUCCCUAUUUUGGCCCUUUCUUUGAUUUGGGCCAGUUUGAACGGUUUAGGCGAAUUUUUCACCAUUCUACUUAUCGGGUCUUACUAGGUCACAAGGAGAGAAAGAUCAUGAGCACUUUGUUCGUCGAGGAGAACAAAUACAAGCAGCGGGUUUGGAUUCGUGGAAGUCGACCAGAGGAAGAGGAGAUAUUUCAACUUACAAUGGUUCAGGUUGGAGGAUGCUGGGAUGGUUACUGGUUAACAGAGUCUCUGCUUCACGAUACGGAUACAUUUGCCGGUGGAUUAGCAUAUUGAAAGUCAUCUAAUGCAGGAAUCAGGCUCGUGAGGUUCCACUGUCAAAAGCAUGAAAUGAUCUGCAUUCCUGCAACUACUAUCCUAAUCUGUAAAAUUUGUGUACAUAUGUAAGAAAUUCAGCUGUUAAUAUGUGUAUAUAAUUGGUCCUCGCUAAUCAAAUGUAAACAUUCUUGUAUAUUUUGCUGAAUGUUGCAGGAGCUAGCAUACUUUAAUGCUUAUGCUCACAUCUGUAUACUUGUGCACUGUACACACCAUCUUGUGCGUCGUCUGAUUCAUUUAUACUACAGAAUGGUUCAAAAUCUCUUGGCCCUUGGUUAAUCAAAACCUUAACUUAUCCUUUGA
Molecule: messenger RNA, 1114 nt
Organism: Glycine soja
Lineage: Eukaryota; Viridiplantae; Streptophyta; Magnoliopsida; Fabales; Fabaceae
Exons: 6
Coding region: 191-772 (193 amino acids)
Source: RefSeq, a predicted model, not a curated record